AUGUUUCCAUUAAAAACUCUCAAGAGAUUUCUCACAAAACAUUUGUUGUCUCAAUCUAUCAACAAAAUUGUUCCUUCUUAUUUCAAGAUUUCCAUAAAAUGCCUUCAGCAAUCCAAACCCCAAAAUUUCACCAAAUACUUGACCAGAAAAUCAAGAAACACAAAACCCAAAUCACCAUCAUCAAAUGUAACAGAACCCCAAAAAAAUUACAUGAGAAGCAUUAUCUCAAACAUAUACAAAAUCUUGAAAUACUCAACAUGGGACUCGGCACAAGAAGAGCUAACGAAACUAAAUAUCAAAUGGGAUUCUUUUACAGUCAAUCAAGUACUUAAAACUCAUCCACCUAUGGAAAAGGCUUGGCUUUUUUUCAACUGGGCUUCAAAGUUGAAAGGGUUUAAACAUGACCAGUUUACUUACACAACUAUGCUUGAUAUUUUUGGAGAAGCUGGAAGGAUUGAGUCAAUGAAGUAUGUGUUCAAGAAAAUGCAAGAAAUGGGGUUAAAGAUUGAUGUUGUUACAUAUACUUCAAUCUUGAAUUGGGUUUCAAAGUCUGGUGAUGUUGAUGGAGCAGUGGAAAUUUGGAAAGUAAUGAGAGGAAAUAGUUGUUUUCCUACUGUUGUUUCCUACACAGCUUAUAUGAAGGUCUUGUUUGAUAAUAAGAGAGUGAAAGAGGGUAUUGAUGUGUAUAAGGAGAUGCUUGAAUCUGGGAUUUCUCCAAAUUGUCAUACAUAUACUGUUUUAAUGGAGCAUCUUGUUGUUUCUGGAAAAUACCAAGAAGCCCUUGAGAUUUUUAGCAAAAUGCAAGUAGUGGUACAACCUGAUAAAGCUGCAUGCAAUAUUUUGGUUGAGAGAUGUUGCAAAGCAGGGGAGACAACGACAAUGACCCCCAUUCUUCAGUAUAUGAAGCAAAAUCAUCUUGUUCUUCGUUACCCUAUAUUUAUGGAAGCUCUCAGAACUCUAAAAGUUGCUGGUGAGAGUGAUAUUCUCCUCAGGCAAGUUAAUCCUCAUAUUGAUACGGAAUCAAUUGGUAAUGUGAAUACCUUUGAGACUAUGACAAAUGUUGCUGAUGAGGCUUUAGAUAAAGGGCUUGUGCUGAUGCUCUUGAGAAAGCAAAAUCUCGGAGCUGCUGACCAUUUGCUUGCUGCUAUAAUGGAUAAGAAUAUACUAUUGGAUUCUUGGAUUGUUGCAAACAUAAUUGAAGUAAACUGUGAUAGCUGCAGACCUGAUGGUGCUUUGUUGGCCUUUGAAUACAGCAUACAAAUGGGUAUACAACUUGAGAGAACAUCGUAUCUUGCUUUGAUAGGCAUGUUGAUAAGAUCAGAGACAUUUCCGAAGGUGGUGGACAUUGUUGAAAAAAUGGCUCUGGCUGGGCAUUCUCUUGGAGUGUAUCUAUCUGCACUCUUAAUUUAUAGGCUUGGGCGUGCUAGAAGGCCUUCUUGUGCUAUACAGAUUUUUGAUUUAUUGCCUGAAGACCAGAAGUGCACUGCUACUUAUACUGCUUUGGUGAGUGUAUAUUUCUCUGCUGGUAGUCCAGAACAAGCACUUCAGACUUAUGAAAACAUGAAAAGGGAAGGGAUUCAUCCCUCUCUAGGUACUUACAAUGUUCUAUUAGCUGGUCUAGAAAAAAGUGGCAGAAUUAGUGAAGCAGAAACAUAUAGGAAGGGAAAGAAGGGACUGAUGAUUAAUAAUUAUUGUCAGAAUAGUGUCCCUAUGGGGCAAAAGAUCUGUAACCUUCUGUUUGCCAGCCAUUUGGUAUCUUGA
Molecule: messenger RNA, 1761 nt
Organism: Dovyalis caffra
Lineage: Eukaryota; Viridiplantae; Streptophyta; Magnoliopsida; Malpighiales; Salicaceae
Source: the annotation of a GenBank genome assembly